GCGGCGGCGAGAGAAGCGCUGGUCAAGGCGCAGGCGGUCCUCGAGGCGGCCGACGCCGAGUGUCUGCAGUUGGCCAAGGACUUUGAGGUUCUCCAGCAGCUGGAAGCGGCGGCUCCUGCGAUGGUCGCGGAGCUGGCGGCCACGCAGGGCGCCGACCCCGCGCGCGCGAGCGAGCUCUCGCAGCAGCUGCUGAAGUGCUCGCAGGACUCGAUGGCCCAGGCGAGCGCGGUGGCCGGGACCGCGGCGAUGCGACAGCCACGCCGCAUGGCCGGCAAGCAGGAGCCAGCUGUGAUCUCCGCGGCCGCGAGCGCCCGCCUCGAUGGGAAACGACCGAAGGAGACGACGCUACAGGGCUUCUGGCCUGACGCGUCGCGCAAGGUGCUCAAGUCGGCCGUCGGGGAAAAAUUGUUCGGCCUACCCUGCCAGGGCGCCGAGGAGGCUGCGAGGUCGUCACAGAUGCCCAGCACUGCGGUGGCCUCGGUUGUCGUGCACGGCGCGGUCUCUCACGAGGGCGGCAUGCGCCACCGC
Molecule: messenger RNA, 528 nt
Organism: Prorocentrum cordatum
Lineage: Eukaryota; Dinophyceae; Prorocentrales; Prorocentraceae
Source: the annotation of a GenBank genome assembly